Molecule: messenger RNA, 1530 nt
Organism: Exophiala bonariae
Lineage: Eukaryota; Fungi; Ascomycota; Eurotiomycetes; Chaetothyriales; Herpotrichiellaceae
Exons: 2
Coding region: 1-1530 (509 amino acids)
Biological process (GO): transmembrane transport
Cellular component (GO): membrane
Molecular function (GO): transmembrane transporter activity
Source: RefSeq, a predicted model, not a curated record
AUGGGUAUCUCAAACGCUGAGAGUAAGCGUCUCGAUGAGAACUUGUUUGCGAUACCUGCUACGACAGACGCCAUUGGUGAAAAGGCACGAUCCGCAAGCACGUCGUCUCUUGAACAUGACCCAGUUGAGGACAUUGAUCCCAAAGAAGAGAGGGCUUUUGUAUGGCGCCUCGAUCUCUUUUUCUUGAGCAUUGGCUUCGCCUCAUAUUUAUUCAAGUAUCUGGAUCAAGUGAACAUCUCAAACGCCUACGUGUCUGGCAUGAAGGAGGAUCUCAAUCUCUAUGGAAAUCAGUUGAACUAUUUCACAACCUACUUCAAUAUCGGCUAUAUGGUUAUGUUAUUUCCAUCCUGCAUCUUAAUAUCAUAUGUGGGACCUUCAGUCUGGCUGCCUCUUGCAGAAGUCAUAUGGGGAAUAUUGACUUGCUGUCUAUCUACUGUCACCAAGGCAGAGCAAGUAUAUGGACUUCGCUUUCUCAUUGGCUUCUUCGAAGCCACAGCAUGGCCAGCCUACUUCACAAUGAUCAGUCAGUGGUAUAUGCCGCACGAGGUUGCUCUUCGUAUGAGUAUUUACAAUAUCGCACAGCCUACUGGUGCAAUGCUAUCUGGCGCGAUGCAGGGUGCUCUGGCAGAGAACUUCAACGGCGUUUUAGGCCGCGCUGGAUGGCGCUGGGCCUUCAUUAUAAACGGUGCUUGCACUAUCCUCGUCGCCUUGGUCGCUUUCAUCAUUCUCCCGGGAUAUCCAGAACGGCAGAAUCCAUUGUCAAAGUUUUACCUCAAGCCUCGGCACAUUGAGAUUGCUCUGGCCCGCGCACGUCGAGUAAAACGAAAGCCACAAAUUGGCAUCACUCCCAAAACCUUUCUACGUGCGCUCACAUUCUGGCAGUUAUGGGCGUUUGCCCUAGCCUGGCCGCUUGGAGGAAAUUUUACGCCGACCAACUUCUACAACUUGUGGCUCAAGUCAUUGAAGAAUCCAGACGGAACGAAGAAAUAUGGCGUUGGAAUGUUGAAUUACCUUCCCAUCAUCGGCCAGGGCGCUCAGCUCGUUGCAGAAUUGCUAUUCAGUGGAUUUAGUGACUAUUUCGGCACGCGUUUCCCUUUCCUGAUGCUUCACUCAGCCAUCAACAUCACCUCUCUGGCCAUACUCAGUGUACGCCCGAGCAACGAACAUACAUAUAUGGCUGGCUGGUAUCUGAACUACCUCGGAGCCGUGUCAAUGAUGUUGCUAUGCUCGUGGGCCGUCACAAAUCUUCAAGACGAGCCCCAAGUCAGAACACUUCUAUUCGCAACGGGUACCUUUUUCGCCUAUUUGAUGAACGCCUUUAUUCCAAUCGCUGCGUUCCCCGCCAAAGAAGCGCCCAAUUGGAGAAUAGGUGCCAAGUUGUACCUAGGUUUCGCAGUCUUCUCCACUUUCUUGUUUGUGGGUAUCUUCUUCGCCUUCAAAUGGGAAGACAAGAGGAAGGCCACGAAAGCGGUCGAGGACGUAUCAAUCGAGGGCCCCACCACUGAUAUCAAGGACCAUGGCAAAGCUUAG